CAUACUACGGAAGUACAGAGAGGAAACCACAGUGAUCGCUUCUCUGGUGCCGCUCGGUUUGGACUCUAAAGGCGGAUAAAGGCCACCAUAAUGUCAGAAUUUGACUCCAACCCGUUUGUAGAUCCAGUCGACAUCAAUCCGUUCCAGGAUCCGUCUGUCACUCAGGUGACCAAUUCUGGAAUCGAUCAAAUUGAAAGUUUUAGUCCAUUUCCUGAUGGCAACUCGGUGACAGGAAGCACCAUCCCAGCCUCCAGCGGCCCGUCUCAACCUGCUGUCCUGCAGCCGUCAGUGGAUCCCAGUCCACAGGCCACGGCUGCAGCUGCGCAGGCUAAUCUGCUCAGACAGCAGGAGGAGCUGGAGAGGAAAGCAGCCGAGCUGGAUCGACGAGAACAAGAGCUGCAGAGCAGAGGAGUGCCCACAGGUAAACAGAACAACUGGCCUCCUCUUCCCGGAUUCUUUCCCAUCAAGCCUUGCUUCUACCAGGACUUCUCGGAGGAGAUCCCGCAGGAGCAUCAGAGACUCUGCAAAAUGAUCUAUUACCUGUGGAUGUGGCAGUGCGUGACGCUGUUUCUGAACGUUCUGGCCUGUCUAGCUGAGUUCACCACUAAAGCAAGUGCAGGCGUGGAUUUCGGUCUCUCCAUCCUCUGGUUCGUCCUGUUUGCUCCCUGCUCCUUCCUCUGCUGGUUCAGACCCGUCUAUAAAGCCUUCAGGUCCGACAGCUCCUUCAACUUCUUCUUCUUCUUCUUCGUUUUCUUCGCUCAGAUCGUCGUGUCUGUGAUUCAGAGCGUCGGUAUUCCUAACUGGGGCAACAGCGGCUGGAUUAGCGCCAUAGCAGUGAUCGGCACAAACAAAGCGGUGGGCGUCAUCAUGAUGGUGGUGGCGGCCUUCUUCACGGCCACCGCCGCGCUGUCCGUCGUUUUACUGAAAAUGGUUCAUUCCCACUACCGUCGCACCGGCGCCAGUUUCCAGAAGGCGCAGCAGGAAUUCUCCCAGGGCGUCCUCACGAACCGCACCUUCCAGACAGCAGCCGCCAACGCCGCCACCACGGCCGCCCAGAGCUCUAUGCAGAGGAACUAGAACCAGGAAACACCACCGAGAUCCCACAUCACUUCCCUCGCUGUCCCGGCGGUCCGCGCAGAACCCGAAGCCCAGCUACGCUCCCAAACGUUGUCCUUCUUCACCCGCUUAGGUUCUGGAUCUUGAUUGGGUCCCGCUAAGGACUGCAGAGGCACUACUUUCGUGUUGAUUUUUUGAUUUUGAAGCGGAAGGUAUGAAGUUGAAACGUUCGUCAGUGUGUUUGUAUAUUUGUUCGUGUGCUCAAAUUGUGUCCUGUAUCCUUUUUGACCUCGGUUAUGCUGUAUAUAAAGUAAUUUAAUGUUUCCCCGUCAUCCGUAGUGGUACAGGAGUCUCUUUAAAUGAACUAAAAUGAUCAUGAAGGAUCUCAAAACCUUCUCAAAGCAAUGAUUGUAUGCGUAUGUCAUGAGGGUUUAGAUGUUACAAUUCUGCUAUAAUUUUACUAAAUUUUACUUUCCGCAUUCCAUAUUAGUGCCAAAGUAAUAACGAUUACGCGUCCGGAAUUCCGUGGAGGGCGUGGCCUGUUUGCAUAAUUAGAAUCUUGACGACCACGGACACAGAGAACAUUACUGUUAUUGUCUUAAUGGUAAGACUGAAGGUGGGAUGUAGUUUUUUUUCAUUGGGUUUAUGUUUUUUGAUAACUGUGUAGAGCACUGUUUUUUUUCCUCCCAUGUUUAUGAGCUUAUUUUAGGCUACUGAUUGUAAACAGUCAAAUCAAAAUAGUUCAAUUAGUACUCAGACUUAAAUUUACAUGGUUGAUUAUUAUUAUUAUUAUUUUUUUAGCCUCAGAAAGUCCUAACUUUUGCAACAAAUGUGUAAAAAUUAUUUCAAUAAAAUGUGCCACACAAAAUGCCACUUGCUGGAAAGGGUUACGUAAUUUUGUCAAAUGAGAUCGGAAGAUAUUUUUCAACAGUGUAAGUACUUACAUUUUUUGAGCAAAUUAAAUUUUUCUGAUUAACAAA
Molecule: messenger RNA, 2036 nt
Organism: Labeo rohita (rohu)
Lineage: Eukaryota; Metazoa; Chordata; Actinopteri; Cypriniformes; Cyprinidae
Gene: scamp2
Product: secretory carrier membrane protein 2
Exons: 9
Coding region: 91-1077 (328 amino acids)
Biological process (GO): protein transport
Cellular component (GO): recycling endosome membrane; trans-Golgi network membrane
Source: RefSeq, a predicted model, not a curated record